AUGACCGAGAAGACAAGUUUCAAGGUCGCCAACAGCGAGAUCGCGACCCGCGCGAUCGAGCCUCUUUCGCGGACAUCGCGCUGUGCGUGGGAGGACGGCAGCGUCGACGGCAGCGUCGACGACGGCGUCGACGACGACGUCGAGUUCACGUUUCCGUCGCAUCCCAAGCGAUUCCACCACGGUCUGCAGCGCGAGUCGUUGGCCCCCAGCAUCGCCGAUGGCUCCGGCCUCGCUGCUGAUCUCGCGGCAACCGACGACGACGUGGGCUCUUUGCUGGCACGUAACGACGAUUUCUGGCGCGAAGUGGGCUCCUCGUGCGGCGAGGAGGACGCCGAGCCAGCGCCAGUGCCCGUGUUGACGCCGGCGCCAGCACCGGCGUCGGCGCCGGUGCUGGCACCGGUUGCGGAGCCCCGUCUCGACGAUUUCAUCCGCGACGCGGACCUAGACUCGCUCGCCUCGACGUGCGCGCUCGAGAGCGCACUCGAGUCCGUGUCGCCCCACUACCGCGUGCGGAACGUGUGUUUGCGCGACGCCGACGGCAAACUCGCGCUGACCGGGUCCCAGACGCACGGCGUGCAUAAGCCCGCGCAGAGCGCUGCUAAGCGGUCCCGCAAGCUGUUGCGGCGCGUGCUGCGCCGCAAUAGCGGUGUCUGGGAAAUGGUGUGUCCCAGCGUCGCGGUGGCCGAGUUCAUGCUGCUGUGA
Messenger RNA from Lachancea mirantina, 702 nucleotides. Lineage: Eukaryota; Fungi; Ascomycota; Saccharomycetes; Saccharomycetales; Saccharomycetaceae. The record is from the annotation of a GenBank genome assembly.